Messenger RNA from Salvia splendens (bonfire salvia), 1868 nucleotides. Its product is annotated as wings apart-like protein 2. The record is from RefSeq and is a predicted model, not a curated record. The transcript is spliced from 8 exons. Lineage: Eukaryota; Viridiplantae; Streptophyta; Magnoliopsida; Lamiales; Lamiaceae. The coding region runs from base 902 to 1585 and encodes 227 amino acids.
UUCUUCUUUUUUGGAAACACAAAUUUUUAUUUUUCUAUAUAGAUGUAAAAUAAGUUGUCAGAUCUUUGAAAAUACCAAACUCAAAAAAAAGAAAAUGAGAAAUUUGGAUAAAGCAAUGUACAAAUCCACUGCUGAAAACCUCGGAUCAACAAACGGCACUAAACUAUGAUUCCAAACGGUUUCUAUAGCCCCAAAUUUUCAAACUCUAAUUUUCACCCAGAUUAAACCUGCAAACCCCUUCCUUUCCUCCAAUUUCACCUAAAUUUGAUCGAUUGAUUAACGAAUUGGCUAGAAAGUCUAGUGCUGCUUGUGAAAUGUCUAAAAAUCAUGGAAAAUGCUACAUUCCUCAGCAAUGAUAAUCAGUGCCAUUUGCUUAGGAUGAAAGGAAGCUUUGGUGGCCAACAAGCUCCACGGUCUUUCACCAAGCUCAUUCUGAGUGUAAUUAAAAUUCUCUCAGGCGUUUCCUUGCUCCGGAGUUUUAUUUCUCAUGAAAGCAAUCUCUCAGGAGGGCAUAGUAGCAUGGAACGUACUUCUCAUGAAAGCUUUGAUCAGUGUGAUCCACGCAUGAUGUCUGGUCAACCAAGAUCUACCUACUCGAGUGUGGAAGCCACUCAGGCGUCUUCACAAAAAUGGAGAGCUAAAUCUUCUCAGGCAGGAUCAAGCAAUGGAACAUCUUGUAAUUUAAAUCAUGCAACACAUGUAAGCAGAGCUGAUUCUGGAGUGGAAUCUUGUACUCGAAACAGAAAGCCAAGGUUUGCCAACUCUGGAAUUGCAGAUCCUUUCAUAUUUCAUAACAAUAAUUCUGAACCCUCAAAGUGGGAAUCACGAGAUGGUAGCGCAGUUAUGAUUGGACAUACAGAUACAAGUGAUUUUGUAUCAGUAAGCCAACAAGAAUCAAACAAUGUGGAAUAUCUUCAUUCCCAGGAGACCUCUUGUUCUUCAGUUGGUGAUGAAGUUAAGUCCAACCUCUUGGCAGAAUGUCUUCUCACAGCUAUUAAGACAAUGUUGUUUGCCACACUCAAGUCGCGCAAGGAAUGACAUUUUUCCAUCUAAAUCAAGCCUCACUAUCUACCAUUGCACCAAUACACCUCUCACUGACCAAGAGCUAGAUUUUCUUGUCACCAUAUUGGGUUUGCUCGUGAAUUUGAUGGAGAAGGAUGUUGGUAACAGAUCUCGGCUUGCCGCAGUUAGUGUUUCACUACCCUGCCUAGUAGGUCUUGACUUGAGGAAGCAAAGCAAUAUGAUUCCAAUUCUGUGCUCAAUCUUUUUGUCUAAUCAAGGCAUUGAGGAUGCUGCCGGAGAGGGAAAAUGUUUGUCCUGGGAGGAUGAAGAAUCCAUAAUACAAGGAGAGAAGGAAGCUGAGAAAAUUAUUGUAGAAGCUUAUGCUGCUCUUCUUCUUGCUUUUCUUUCAAUGGAAAGCAAGAAAGUGCGCAACACCAUUGCAGAAAGCCUUCCCGGUCGCAACUUGAAAAUUCUUGUUCCGGUGCUGGAGAGAUUUGUGGAAUUCCAUCUGACGCUAAAUGUGAUCUCGCCGGAGACACAUUUUACUGUUCUCAAAGUCAUCGAAUCAUGUAAGAUGCCAUGAAUGUAGCAAAAUAUGCCACCUAAGCUCGUGAACCACCACAGGUAUUCUCAUUGACCGGAUUAUUACCAGGUUCGAGCUUGAUAGUAUACUCGAGUGGCUCGAGGUUGCUCUUCGAUUUUGUUAAAAAAUUUGAUAAUCAAUAUUAAUUCAUACUUAGUUUAUAGUGUAAAUUUUUGUUUUUCUUCGUUAGAUACCUUCUGUAAAACACAAACAUUAUUUGCAGGACUUGUGAGGUUAAAGUUUUGUACGCGCCGAUAUUUAGAUCCAGCUACAUAUUUAUGAA